CGCCAAGGCGUCGUGGCGUCGGGCGCCUGGGACGUGGCGUCAACGGCCCCAUCCGGCGCCGGCGGCGGGUGCCCGGCGGUCUUUGCUGCCGCCCGGGGGCGCAGAGGCCGGGCCUUUUCUUUCAGCACAAACGUCGGUUUGUAAAAGGGUGGGGCUGGAGUCUGAGGAGUUUUCAGGCUUCCGUCUCGAAGGAAGUCUGGCAGGCUCGGAAUUGUCAUCUUCCUCAGGCAAAUAGUUUUUCACCUUAGAGCCAGCAAGGCCAAACCGCCCAGUCACCCGACUUCCCACAGUCUCAGCAGGGAGGAAUAAGUUUUUUUCAUCUGUAAUUUGGAAGCCAAGUCAGUAACAAAAUGAAACCAGUAAAGCAUCUGUUGACCACCAGUAACAAAUCGGCAAAUGUUCCAGCAUUAACUACUAAAAAAGGACUACAUAAUUUACCAUUAUCACCUGAACUAAAGGAAAAACAUAAUGCAAAAUUAAUUCAUGAUAAAAUUGAACCAAUGGUCCUAAGAUCUCCGCCAACAGGAGAAUCCAUUUUACGGUAUGCUUUGCCCAUUCCAUCGAGUAAGACAAAGAACUUACUACCAGAAGAUGAAAUGAUCGGAAAAAUUAUCAAACAUCUGAAGAUGGUUGUUUCCACUUUGGAAGAAACCUAUGGACAUUGCGAUCAGAAUGGAGAAGAACCAUUUGUAAAGCAUGAACAUGAAGAAUUAUCUUUAUCUGUUGGGGAUGAUAUGAAUUCAUUCUUGACAUAUUGUUCGCAAUUUGCAGCUCAGCUAGAAGAAGCACUUAAAGAAGAACAAAAUAUUUUGGAAUCUCUUUUUAAGUGGUUUCAGUGGCAGGUCAAUCAGAUGGAAGAAAUAAGUAAAGAUCAAACUCUUUUACAAGCAGAGCCUCCAAAACCUGACAAAACAGCCAUUUUAAAUAUUGCAGAAAUAGUAAGGCUUGUACAAAGAUUUGAAGAACUGAAGAAUCGCCUUAAACAGAGGUCUAAAUCCUCCGUGAAAGUCAUGUUGUCUAAAAUUAUGGAUAAAGAAAAUCGACCAGAAACAAUGAAAAGUUGUGAAGCUCUGGCACAGAAAAUUGAAGAAUUCAUAGAAGCCCACUCAACUGAUGAAUUUAAAGAUGUUUCUGCAACAGAACCACAAACUGCUCAUUCAAUGACUAAUCGAUUUAAUGCCAUGUUGAAAGUAUUUGAAAACCAGGCAAAUAUGUUGGAGAGAGCUGUAAAUGAUCAAGUUUUGUUAGAUGCUGAAUACAAACAGAUGCAACGUGAUUUUCAGUUGUUAUCAGAAGAGAAGUUGGUGCUGGAAAAUGAACUACAAAAGUUGAAGGACAAAGAGAAAACUAAGCCUACAAAUAAUCGAACAAAGAAAGCUGUGAAAACAGUGAAGAAAAAAGACAAAGGAAAAUCUGAGGAUUCAGAAAAGAAGAUGUCUCCAGAAAAAGAGUUUAAAAUAAAAGAAGAUUUGGAUCAAGUACAGAAAGUAGCACGUCUGGAAAUUGAGAACAAAGUCCUUCAGGAGCAAUUGAAACAGGCUUUACAGGAAGCUGAAAAAGCUAAGCAUCAACUUAACUAUUUCCUAAAUCAAGAGAAGAAGUUACUUAAAAGUGAGGGGAAAACUGAGACAACAAUGCUAGUGGGUAAUAGUCAAACUAAAGUUAAAGGUGAAGAUUCAAAAAAUAUACCAUUGGAGAAAGAAACAAGAAAAUCACUGGUUUCAGAUUCAGGUGGACAAAGGACAAGUGAUAAAAUCCAAGAAUAUCCACAGAUCACUGCCCAAAGCGGAAGACUGAUUGAAAAGAGAUCCUAAUAGAGUUUCUGAAAUACUUUGGAAAAGUCUCCCAAACCUUCAGAGAGUGGAUGGGAGCGAAGUAAGGAGACCCCACCUGAGCAGAUACAUGGUAUUGCUUACAAUAAAGUACAUUUUUGCUCUUUACAACAUUUAUCAGUUUAUUUUGGCUUAGGGAAUGAGUUAGUGGUGAAUAGUUAAUCAAACAAUAGAUUUAAAUAAUUUAUUGUUUCACAUCAUGUGCGUUGUUAGCUUUUCUUAAAUGUUUUGUGGCAUUGAAAUUCACACUUUUUAGAAAUGAAAAUGUGAACUAAUUCAUGGUGUUUUAUUUUGAAGAGUUACACAGUCAACCUAUUUCUUUCUAAAUACUUUCAUUAGGACUUUCAUUAUUACUUGGGUUUGCUAUCAAGCACGAAAACAUACAAGAGAAGAGUGUUGGAACAUGUCCAUUUUUCUUCUCCAUAGAUUAGAUGAUUAGCUGUUAAAUUUACUCAUUCAUUUAUUCACCCACCUCAUUCAACAGAUACUUUUGUCACCUUCAUAUGUCCAGUUCUCUUUUGGGUAUUGUGUUUUACUGAAAAAUGAGACAGAUAAGAUGCCUUCUCUUGUGGUACUUAUAACAGGAGAGACAAAAAAUAAACAAGUAAAAAUAAAUGAACAAGAUAAUUUUAGAGACUAAUACAUGGAGAUAAUGAAACUACAUAUCUGACAGUCACAGGGAAGGACAAUGUAGAUUGGGUGGUCAAGGAAGGUAUUAACAAUGAAGAAAAGGCAUUAUCUAAUUGUGAAAUAAAAGCUGUUAAAAUAUUUUGUUUCUUUUCAAUUUUUAUCAAAAUAAAUUUCUGCAAAUGAAAAUUUAUGUUAUAACUAAAAGAUCUAGACUAGAGGAGCUUUUAAUAUCCUCAGUUAACUGUUAUACAAGGGGCAUAUUACUAGUGACCCAAAUAGUACACAUAAGGUAGAUUUUAUAGAGGAAACCUUGCAAUCCAGGAAGCAAUAGAGGAUACAAUAUCCCCUGAGCUGUCAUUAUUCCAUAGAGAAAUAGACUUAGAUUAAGCAAAGCUGGAUUCACCAUAGAAGAUGCUCCUGAGAGGAACCCCCUUCUCACAUAUCACUUCACAAAAUUGUAGGGGCAUUGGGAGGGCAUAGAGAGCACCUAGUCAACCAUGUAUCACUGAGAGCUUCCUGGUUGGGGCAAUGGCCUUGUUGGAAAAAGGGAGAAGGGAGUAUGUACUUUGUAUACCAAUGUAGCUGGUAUCAGUGAGUCAAACAGUCCUGGUGAGCCAGCUCUGUGAAACCACAAAAAGAGGGAAGAAAGAGAAUCACCGGGACCAUCCGAAAAUAAAGAUUUGUCUCACUGCUGUCUAUCCUUUGAUCGUAGAGACUCAUUAUUAUAGAUCUCUCCAUCAGCCCUGGCUGACACCUGGUUCUGAGCAUACCAAUUUCCUUAGUAUUGUCUGGGAGAAGAAUAUUAGUAAGGUCACCAGCUGGGUUAGAUGAGGAUGUAGAACCAACAUCCUAAUAAGUUCACAUUAUGAACUCUUUUUCCUGGCCAAGUACAGAAACCUUUGUUUAGGAAUGUCUGUUCCAUAUCUGCCAUAGGAAAGAGAAAGUCGUUCAUCACCUCCCUUGAACAUCCAUCUCCAACCAUUUCCCAGGGUCAGAUAUGUUCACAUCUGACAAACAGAUCUGUUUUUCUCCAUGGGGAUGAGCCAGAUUGUCCUUUGUCUGGAAUGAUAGUUCAGUGGGGACCCCAAAGUUACCAUUUUGCCAUCAUAGGUCACCUGCAGGUUUCAAAGAGGAUGUCUGCAGCACCAUCUGAUGCUUUUAAAUGAGCAAUAUGUUGUGUGUUCCCAUGCACUGAGGUCAAAGCAAAGGGGGUUAAAAAAAAAAAAAGAAAAGGAGUAUACUAUUCCUUUUGAAAUGAUAUUUUUCUCUACUCCCUAACUUCUAGGUGCUUUGGAGUUUAACCAUGGUAAGAGGGGCCCUUGCUUGGUAUGGUAGCCUAUAGCUUGUAAACAAUUAGGGAAAAGUGGACUGACAAGCCUCGUGGAGGUUGUUUUCAAAGAGGCUGCCUUAAGUGGCAAGUAGAACAAGCCUGAUGGACAACAGUGGCCUGUGUGUCUUUUUUUUUUUUUUUUUUUUUGAGAUAGGGUAUCACUUUGUCCCCUAGGCUGGAGUGCAGUGGCACCAUCAUGGCUUACUGCAUCUUCAACCUCCCACACUGAAGCCAUCCUCCCACCUUAGCCGUCUGAUUGGCGGGGACCACAGGCAUGCAUCACCAUGCCCAGCCAAUUGUUUUAUUUUUUAUAGAAACGCAGUCUCCCUGUGUUGCCCAGGCUGGUCUAGAACUCCUGGACUCAGGGACUUUUUGCACCUCAGCUUCCUAAAGACUUCUAUGUCUUUUGAAUAAAUUCCUUAUUGGCCAUUGUGUUCCUUCAUAGCGGGAUGGAUUUGAACAAUGAACAGGGACCCAAGACUAUACUGGAAAUGAUGGUUACACAUUCUUAAUUGGCUUUUUCAUGUCACAUGUUUUCCUUUAGAUUCAGUUCUUUCUCAUGGACCUAUAAACAUAGAAUAUAAGAAUUGAGCUUGUGACUAAGUUGUUGUAACUAUUUCCUUGGGCAAAGGUUACCUCAGAAAAGCAUGUGUAAAGAGUUCUGUUGGCCAGGCGUGGUGGCUCAUGCCUGUAAUCCCAGCAUUUUGGGGAGGCUGAGGCAGGCAGAUCACGAGGUCAGGAGUUCAAGACCAGCCUGGCCAAUAUGGUGAAACCCCAUCUCUACUAAAAAUACAAAAAUUAGCUGGGCAUGGUUGCGCGCGCCUGUAGUCCCAGCUACUUAGGAGGCUGAGGCAGAGGAAUCACUUGAACCUGGGAGGCGGAGGUUGCAGUGAGCUGAGAUCAUGCCACUGGGUGACAGAGCGAGACUCCAUCUCAAAAAUAAAAUAAAAUAAAAUAAAAUAAAGAGUUCUGUCCUAGAGAACCCAAUAGCCUGACAGUGUAACUAGGCUCAUUACUAAUGGCUCAUUAGUCUUUAUAAUAGUGCAAUUCAGUCAAUCUGAGGAGAUUGUGCUCUAUGGCCAUGAAGAAUGCCUGAAGUUUACCCAGUUUUGAAGAAUGUCCAAUACCAUGGGAUCUCAAUAACUCACCAUCAUUAUGGUGAAGGAAUGUAUCACUCCAUAAGAUUUUAUGACCUUUGAGAGAGGCUUUUCCAUUAGUGAAUCAUGCUUUCUUGUCAGGUGGCAAAUCUUUCAGGCAAGUGCCUUACUGAGUCAAUGGCUUGUUUAAAACAGCAGAGGGAUCUCUGUGCCUGUGAGUGUAAGGCCAUAUUUUAUGAAUUUGUCUAAGGUCUAAUUGAUUGGAUGUGCUAUAUCCCCCUUUUAAUAGAAUUUUCCUGGGCAUGUACCACCUUAUCAGAUUUUGGAUUAGAGAAGACCCAUAAUGGGAUAGGAAUGUCGGGUUGAAGAGUGAGAAAAGUCUGCCCCAUUAGGGCUCAGUAAUAGGCUAGCAGUCACUGGCAUGUGCCACUCAGCAGGAGAAGAAAAUCAUUUCAUCCAAAGAUGUAGGAAAUGACAAAUAACUGGAAGUAUUUUUGCCAAAAGCUUCCGUCAGAAAAUGGUUUCUUACAGGUAUGUGUAAUCCCAUGAGUUUGAAAUAUACGGCAAAAUCUAAAGUUAGAACUUGUUUUUAGGAUGCCUAGACCUCUUCCAAGGCAUGUUAAUAUAUGGGCUUCUAUUUAAAAUUAGUUGCAUUGAUAUAGUGCUUUGAAGAAUCACCAGGUGUAAAAUGUGAUAUCACCGCUACCUAACAAGGAAAAUCGUUUGUGGUUGGGACUGGAGGCCCGAUAAAUUUUCCUUUAAAGCAGCAGUUUCCUGCCUUUUUAGCACCAGGGACCAGUUUCAUGGAAGACUCCACGGACCAGGAUGGAGGGGGUGGUUUCAGGAUGAUUCAAGCACAUUACCUUUAUUGUACACUUUAUUAUUAUUAUUAUUAUUUCAUUAUAAUAUAUAAUGAAAUAAUUAUACAACUCACCUUAAUGUAGAGUCAGUGGGAGCCCUGAGCUUGUUUUCCUGCAACUAGAUGGUCCCAUCUGGGGGUGAUGGGAGACAGUGACAGAUCAUCAGAUAUUAGGUUCUCGUAAGGAGCACGCAACCUAGAUCCCUCACAUGUGAAGUUAACAAUAGGAUUUGUGCUCCUAUGAGAAUCUAAUGCGGCUGCUGAUCUGACAGGAGGUGGAGCUCAGGUGAUAAUGCAAGCGAUGGGAGAGUGGCUGUAAAUACAGAGGAAGCUUUGCUUGCUCACUCGCCACUCACCUCCUGUUGUGUUGCCCAGUUCCUAACAGGCCAUGGACUGGUACCAGUUUGUGGUCCAGGGGUUGGGGAUGCCUGCUUUAAGUGAUAUAGAAUGUAUCUUUUUGAUGCUGUCCAGAUGAUGACUGCCUUCUCCAAAUUUAUCUGAAUAACAGGGCCCUGGAUCAUUUAAAGUUAUCUUUAAUCAGGUAUGCCUAGACAACAUGUAAUGUUUCUUCGGUGUUGAUCACAGUCAUCAGUGUGAUAUAAUAUCUGGAGAUUCUAGCAAUGCACAUUUUACUGGGUUUUGUCCCACACGGAAAAUGUGUAACAGGAAUUAAAACAUUCUCAAGAAGGAUUAUUAAAGGUAUAUGUACUAAUCUUGGCAUAUCUUGCCAAAUCCUCAGCUACAUAUGUGUGUCAGUAUGUGUGCUGCCACUGCAGCAAUUUAUUCUAUAGCUUGUGUAAUGACAGAGACUGGAGUAAGUAGAGCUGUUUCUUUCCUUGUUUAAGUUUCAGUAGUCCACUAUGGAGUGUCUAGUACUAGUUUUUUUUUUUUCUUAACCAAACAGACUAGCAUUGCAUAGUGCAUCGAUUAUAUUUUGUUUGAAAAAUAUUUUUAUGUUUCCUGUAUGAAGUAUUAUGGAAUGAUCUUGCCAGUUCAGACAGGUUUUCACCAUGUGCUUGGCCAGCCAUUAUGGAGGUUAUCAAUAGAUAAUUAUCCAACUAAUAUGGCUGUGUACCUGUUCUCAGUUUAAUAAUUCAGAAUGUCCUUAUCAAUUAUAUAAUCUGAGAAAGAAACAGCAAACAGUAUUAAUAUAGAGUACAAAAAUAGUAGCCUUGUGUGUUUGGGUUCCCCAAGACUACUCCCCUAACUAGGAGAGCUCACAGCACUCAUCAAAUAGUCAUUACGAUGACCAUGAUUUAUUACAUAAGAAGGAUGCAAAGCAAAAUGAGCAAAGGGAAAAUGUGCAUGGUAAAAAUCCAAAAGAAACAUCCUACUUAAUCUGAGAUUAUGGUGUCCCGUAAUUCCAUAGCUACCUGAUCACUAUAGCCGUUCUCACUGAGAACAAGCAAUUUGUUCUUUCUUGAGUUUUUAAGACUAUAUAAGAUAUGGACACUGAGAUAUUGGCCAUUUCAACUUAGUAGUUUGUCUGGUAUAAGGCUUCCAAUGGGGUUAUUUCCCACUUCAGUGGUAGCCCAAACUCUGUUUUUCAAAAGCUGUAACAUACACGAGUCACAUACCACUAGCUACACAUAACAAGGUUUAUUGAGAAAAACUUACAAGCAGAAUAGGGAGCAGAGCACAUUGCAAUAUUGCAGUUAUCAAUGAAGGACCUUGAGAGUCUCUGCCAAGCUACCAAGUAGGGAAGGGAGAUAUUAACCGAGGCCAUUCAGAAACAUGUUUGUCAUUCUCAUUAACUGAUAACUUUUUUUUUCUAGUAAGAGAAUAGUUUUUCUUUUAUCCUAUAUAAUUUCCCCAUAGUUUGAGUUCCAUUUCUGAUUAUUUCAGUAAUAGCAUUGCUGGUGGAGCUAGAUGUAGCUAGGCAACAUUGUCAGCAUAAGAAUUAUUUAUACAUUUACAGACUAUUUCUAAGCAGUCCAUCACCCUAAUUUUCUUUAAGUUAAUAAUUUCAAGUGUUUUAACCUUUUAUCUUUUCCAGGCUCUUAGUCAUCUUGGACUUUUACUGAACCUUUAAAACUUUUUGACUUUCUUUUCAGUUGAGGAGCCUAAAACUAGUCACUAUGAAUAUUUUGAUCAACAUUAAUUGUAUUGUAUUAUAAAAACUAUCAAAAUAUUUAUAACUUUUGACUUUUAUAACACCUAUAUUGAAAUUUUUCUAUAAAAUUGAUUUUUAGAAUCAUGUUAGUUUGUACUGUAUUACAAGCUUCGGGUCCUAGAUAUUUUUGUUUUUCUUGUAUAUAGGAAUGAGUUCCACAUCUUGUAUUAUUGCAGAUAAGAAUAUCAAUAAUAUUUUAUUAGUAUUUUAUUGAUAAUUUGUCUCGUAUUUGCAUUGACAAUUAAAAAUUCAGUGUAACAUCAAUACCUGUGAGAGUUUUUUUCCCUAAGGGGAGAGGAUAUGGAUUGGGGGUUGUGUUGACGUUUUAGAAAAUGGAUGGAGUUAAGGAAAGUUCCGGAAAAGGAAAGUAUUGGAAAGAAAAAAAAAAAUAAAGAGGGCAGUUUGAAAAAUAAGGUAUUAGAAAGAAAAAAAAUAAAGAGGGCAGUUUG
Molecule: messenger RNA, 8310 nt
Organism: Gorilla gorilla gorilla (western lowland gorilla)
Lineage: Eukaryota; Metazoa; Chordata; Mammalia; Primates; Hominidae
Gene: CCDC7
Product: coiled-coil domain containing 7
Exons: 18
Coding region: 351-1814 (487 amino acids)
Source: RefSeq, a predicted model, not a curated record